AUGGAUGGAGGUAUAUCCGGAGAGCGAUGGAUGGAUGGAGGUAUAUCCGGAGAGCGAUGGAUGGAUGGAGGUAUAUCCGGAGAGCGAUGGAUGGAUGGAGGUAUAUCCGGAGAGCGAUGGAUGGAUGGAGGUAUAUCCGGAGAGCGCGGGAGUGACGGAUGGCGAACUGACCUGACCGUGGUGAGCGGAGGCAGUGACGUCGCGGCGAGAAAGAGCGCGGGAGCAGAGAGCGCGGCACACUAUGAGGCAUCGUGUGCGGCGCUGCUGCACCUGCUGGCGUUCAGCGCGCCACCAGCGCUGGCGUCGGUGCGGCAGGCAGCGGUGCGCGUGUGUGCGCGCAUGGCCACUGUGGGGGGGCGGUGGUGGCGGGAGAGUGUCACGGGCGCCAUGCUGCUCGGCCUCUCCGCCUAUGUUGAUGCCCCCGGUGAGGCCAGUGUCGGGAGGUUGGGCCGCCUGGCACACGGUGUGGGAGGUGUGGGAGGGGUGGGGGGUGUGGGAGGGGUGAGGGGUGUGGGGUGUGUGGGGGGUGUGGGAGAAAUGCAUGUGCUGUGCUCCCUCGCUGCUCUGCUCUGCGUGCUGUCCCUUGCCGCCACUGCUGUGCUGUGUUUCAAGCACCCCGCCCCGCCGGCACAGCCCCUUGAAGCCCUCUCUCUCUGCGACCACGUGGUGCUGGACGCCUGCACUGCCCUCGCUGCCUCCCUCCUCGCCCUGCCUCCACACCCCCUCUCCCGCCCACUCCGCCACGCCCCCAUUCCCGCCCUCCCCCCUUCCCUCCUCGCACCCCCUCCCACUGUGCUCCCUUCUCCCCCCUCGUCCACCUCGCCCCUCGUCCCGCCGCUCGCCACCCUCACCGCCCCCUUGCUCGCCGCGCUGUGGCGCCUCCACCUGUCACGCUCCGCACCUGCUCUCCGCAGUCAUGGCACGCAGGCCAGCACGGGUAGCACGGGUUGCAUGGGCAGCAAAGGCAGCAAGGGCAGGGAUGGUGGAGGGAAGAGUAGGGGAGGCGUGGUGGCGCGGGCUGCUGAGUGGCUGUGGGGGGCAACAGGUGCGGGGGAUGCGAGGGUUGUGGGAGGGGAAGCGGUGAUGGGUGCGGGGGAAAGGGAAGGUGGCAUGGGCGGGGGAGAGAUGCAUGCUCACACCAGUGCUGCUUCGUGUGUCAUGCAAAGCCACCCAUCGUUUGCUGCUGCCACGCGUUGCACUUGGCCCGCCACCACCACUGCAGCAUCGCCCCUCACCCCCCUCCUCACCUUUGCCCUGCAAGCAGCCCACACACCCCUCCCCCUGACCCGCUGCCACUGCCCCCACCCGCCCUCCCUCCGCCUCAUCUCAUCCGCCUCCUUGCCUGCCAGCUCAGCACGCGAUGACUCAGCAGCCAGCCAUGUGGCAGCAUCUGCCUGGCAGACCGCAGCGAGCCUCCUGCGCUGGCCGGGUGGCCAUCAUGACCCGGCUGUCGCACUGCUCGCUCCCUCCUCCCACGCCACACCUCACCCCACUGCUGUCUCCACCGCACCCUCGCCCGCACCCACCACCCCCCUGCACCCGCCCACGGCUCACGCCCUGCUCGGUGCGCUGCUCGCCCUGCUCUCCUCGCCCUGCCCCGCCCUCGCCUCCCUCUCCCGCACCGCCCUCUCUCAAGCACUCACAGCAGCCAACACCCGCCCUGCCACCUCGUAUGAGGCACGGGGCACAGGAGGGGGUGGGAGAGAGGGUGGGAGAGAGGGUGGGAGAGAGGGUGGGAGAGAGGGUGGGAGAGAGGGUGGUGAGCGGGCAGCAAGCAGGGCAGCACCCAGUGUUCUCCGUGACCACAGCAGCGCUGCAGGGGAGGCACAUGGUGACGGCAGCAGCAGUAGCAGCAGUGGCGGGUGCAGGGCAGAGGGCAGGGCAUGGGAGGGCGGCCAUGAGCCUAGUGUGAGUGGCCUGGCAGCGGCUGCUGUACGCCAGGCCUCCCUGGCGUGCCGCCUCUGCUCGCGCUCCGCCCCUCGUCACUCCUCUGCACCAUUUCUCACCGCUGACAUGCCAGUACAGGAGGUGGAAGCUGCGAUGAAGCUGCUGGUGGUGGCAGUGGUGGCGUGUAAUGGGCGGGGAGGGGAGGCAGUGCGGGCGGAGGGGGGCUUGCAGGCCGUGGGACUCGUGCCGUUACCAUCGCACCCCACGGCAGUGGCAUUAGAGCCACUGGCACUCACCCCCCCCUGCGCGCUCCUCCCUGAGAACCUCAUCCCCGCCCUCACUCGUCUCCUCCAUCCCGCAUCGCCUGCCGGUCUGCGCUGCCUCGCUGCCCGAUGCCUCUCUCUCUGCCGCUCGCUGCCCCGCCCCCCCCCACCCUCCGCUGCACUGUCUGCUGCUGCCAAACAGCCCUCUCAGCAGCAGCCCUCUCAGCAGCAGCCCUCUCAGCAGCAGCCCUCUCAUCAUCCUCCAUCUCUCCAGCCGCCUGCCACACACAGUGAGCCACCCGCCCUGGGAGUGCCAACUGCUGUGGCCCGUGACAUCCGCUCUGCUCUCACGUGCCUCCCCCCUUCCUCCUCCCCGCCCUCUUCCCCCCACGCCGCUUCACACACUCACUUCACCCCGCUCACGCCCUCCCCUGCAAGCCCCAAAGCCCUCGUGGCGUUCGUGCUCACGCACCCCUCGGCACCCACUUCUACUGCUGUCGCCUCCCCACUGCGAGUGGUGGCACAUGCGGCAAUCAUUGGUGCCCGCUGCCCCGCCCUCCUCUCGCCCCUCAAUGCCCCCUCUGCACCUGCUCGCCCCUCCCCAUCUGCCCCCCCCCAUAGCACCCGCGUUCUUCCCGUGCAGGAAAAGGAUGGGGGGCCGAGUGGGCAGGCGCUGGCAGCCAGGGGAGGAGUCCGGGCAGAGGGAGAGGAGGGGGUGGUGAGAGAGGUGCGCAUGGGGAGGGGUGUGAGUGGUGAGACGUUCAGUCAGCUCUUGGAGUAUAUUUACACAGGACAGGUGUCGCUCUCUCAAUGGCCGUCCAAGGAUCUGCUGCAGCUGGCUAAGAAGUGCCAAUUGGAUGGGCUCGUUGCACUCCUUCGCUGUGAUUGGCCGAUCUGGGGCAGGGAUGAUGCGAUGGGGUGUGAUCUGACGUCAGCACUUGGUCCAGCUGGGCUGCCUUGGAGUGACAUUGUGCUGUGUGUGCCGUGCACGCGCCACGCUCCCCUCUCCCCCACGCACGAACCACCUGCAAGCGCCAGCAGCCGUGGGGAAGAGGCGCAGCAUGAGGCGUGCGGAGGGCCAGAUGGGGAGGGCAGCGGCGAGGGGGGUGGCGGGCAGGGGGGCGUGUGGCGGUGUGUGCGGGUGGCGGCGCACCGCUGUGUGCUGGGCGCGCGCAGCCAGUACCUGCACGCCCUGCUGCACUGCGGCAUGCGUGAAAGCUCGCAGCACGACGUGCAGCUGCCACCACUGCCCCUACCAGCGCUCAUCGCUCUCCUGCGCUUCCUCUACUCCGCCCGCGUCUCCUUCCUCCCCCUGCCCCUCCCUCCCCAUGCCACCCGCACGCCCACCAACAUGAGCCACCCAACGCCCACCACUGCUGCUGCGAGCCCCAGCCGGCAUCACAGCGCUCCUGUGCCACUCUCCUCUCUGCGCCUGCCCCCACUCUCGCUCUCCACUCGUCUGCUCUCCGCAGUGCACCUCGCAUCGCUCGCUCACCAGUGGAUGCUGCCCGCCCUGCACCACAGCGCCCUCUGCUACGUGGCAGCACGCCUGCGCGCCACCUGGCAUGACCCAGUCAGCAGGGACCCCGGUUUCUGUGCGGUUGACUGCAGUGAUGGCAGCAGUAGCAGAGGCAGGAGCAGCAGCGCCACCACUGGCACGGCUGCUGCCACCCCGGAUUGGACCACUGAGAGCCCAGUGGCGCCGUGGGCGGCAGGGGAGGUGGUGGUGCGGGCGGCAUGGGCGGCGGGGCAGUGGGAGAUGGUGGGGGAGGCGGUGAGCAGCCUGGCACCGUGGUACCCCGCCAUGCUCCGCACUGCCUGCCUGCACCGCCUGCCGGCGCAGGUGCAGAGCGCUGUCAGGGAGGCGCACGUGCGCUUGCUCACUACACACCACUGA
Molecule: messenger RNA, 4047 nt
Organism: Closterium sp. NIES-65
Lineage: Eukaryota; Viridiplantae; Streptophyta; Zygnematophyceae; Desmidiales; Closteriaceae
Source: the annotation of a GenBank genome assembly